This is a messenger RNA of Labeo rohita (rohu), 2418 nucleotides long. RefSeq names its product WW domain containing adaptor with coiled-coil a (gene waca). Gene Ontology annotation, biological process: positive regulation of TORC1 signaling; regulation of autophagy. Gene Ontology annotation, molecular function: RNA polymerase II complex binding; chromatin binding. Gene Ontology annotation, cellular component: nucleus. Lineage: Eukaryota; Metazoa; Chordata; Actinopteri; Cypriniformes; Cyprinidae. The record is from RefSeq and is a predicted model, not a curated record. The transcript is spliced from 13 exons. The coding region runs from base 204 to 1871 and encodes 555 amino acids.
CUGUAGAUAGGGGCAGAGUUUUGGUGUAUGUGUGAGUGGGAGAUGGACCGAGGGCGCUCUACUGACUAGCAGAGGCGAAGAGCGACUCCAAUAGCCAGAACUAUUGAAAUAAUAUACGCGAUCGGGUCGUCGAUAGCCCACUCCAAAUACAAAAUAAGUCGCCCAUCUUUCACAUCUACUUCACACACACUAACACGGCAUUGAUGGUAAUGUAUGCAAGGAAACAACCGAGACUCGGCGAUGGGUGCACCGACCGAAGGGAUUCUCAGCCCUAUCAGACUCUUAAGUACUCAUCCAAGAGUCACCCUGAUCACCGACAUGAGAAGAUGCGUGACAGUAACGACGCCACUCCACCGUGCAAGAUGCUGCGGCGAUCAGACAGUCCAGAAAACAAACACAUGGACAGCACCGGCCACGGCAGAGCAAAAGCCAUCCAUCCACACCGGGGGAGAGACAGAGAAGGAGGGACCAGUAUAUCCCCUCAAGAGAACUCCCAUAACCACAGCUCUCUGCACAGCUCCAACUCUCAUUCGAAUCCCAACAAAUCAUCAGACACGCCAUAUGAGCCGGCAGAUGAUUGGUCUGAACACAUCAGUUCUUCAGGGAAGAAGUACUACUACAACUGCAGGACGGAGGUGUCUCAGUGGGAGAAACCCAAAGAGUGGCUGGAGAGAGAGCAAAGGCAGAAGGAGGCAACCAAGAUGGCUGCAGUGGUCAACAGUUUCCCUAAAGACAGAGACUACAGGCGUGAAGCCAUGCAGGCUACACCCGCCAGCUUCUCCAGCGCUAAGUCUUCGAUUGCCACAGAGAAGCCUUCCUCACUCACACCCUCCUCUUCCUCUGCUGCUGUGUCUGGCUUAAGCGUGGCCAACUCAUCCAGCAGCGCUUCUGGCUCUACAGUCCCGGUUUCUCCGGUGAUGCAGUCUCCGGCCCCGCCCACUCUUCUCCAAGACCCUUCCCUCUUACGCCAGCUCCUCCCCGCUCUGCAAACGGCCCUGCAGCUAAACAACGCCAGUGUAGACAUGGCCAAGAUCAAUGAAGUUCUCACGGCUGCAGUAACUCAGGCUUCGCUGCAGUCCAUGCUCCAUAAGAUCCUGACUGCUGGUCCGUCUGCCUUCAACAUCACAACUCUGCUCUCCCAGGCUACUCAACUGUCCAGCCAAGCCCAGCAGUCCAGCCAGUCUCCGAUGUCUCUGACAUCAGACGCUUCUUCUCCUCGGUCGUACGUGUCUCCUAGAAUCAGCACACCACAGACCAACACAGCUUCCCUCAAACCGCCCCUCAGCACCACGCCAGUCUCCUCACAGACCAAGAUGAACGCUAUGACAGUUAAGUCCAGUUCCCUCCCUCCACCAUCGUCCCAGCAGUCCCUCCCCACAGACAAACAUCACGACAACGGCAACUCUCCACGGACGCUGCAGAGACAGAGCAGUCAGAGAAGUCCGUCUCCAAGUCCAAACCACAUGGGCAGCAACAGCAGCAGUAAUAAUGGUGGUGGUGGUGGUGGUCAAGGACCAGGUGUAGUCAGCGGAGCAAUGCCCCCGGGCUCAGUACCUGCUGGCACAGCUCCAGGCAGAGCAACAUGUUCCUUUACACCCACGCUGGCCGCACACUUCAACGAGAACCUCAUCAAACAUGUGCAAGGGUGGCCCGCGGAGCAUGUGGAGAAACAGGCUUCGCGGUUACGUGAAGAGGCUCACACCAUGGGCAGCAUCUACAUGUCAGAGAACUGCACAGAGCUGAAGAACCUGCGCUCACUGGUGCGAGUGUGCGAGAUUCAGGCCACAUUGCGCGAGCAGAGGAUACUGUUUUUGAGACAACAAAUUAAAGAACUUGAAAAGUUGAAGAAUCAAAAUUCCUUCAUGGUUUGAGGAACUCUGGGUUUGCGAUGUGGUCUUGAAACAGGAGGAGAGAGGGGUAGGUGAAUGAGUGGGCGAAACCCAUUUCAUGCGUGCGGAACCCUGGAGAACCAAAGUUCUGUUGCGUUCUGCUCUGGGCCCAGUCUUACAUUAAACGAGCUGCAGCGAGGUCUUGCUUGGACCGAGGGUGGGUGGGGGGAGGGGAGAGGGGGGCGGAGAGGUUUUCGGAGGAGCCGCCCUCGCCCCGUCCCCUGUACUUGUAGAUUAUUUGUAGAUGUUAUUUCCAUGUUGUAAAUAUAUUUUGUAGAUGAAGCCAUGGGAAGCCAUGCCUAUCAAAGCUUUUGACAUCCAAACGUUAAACUAAUCAGCACCAAGGCAGACUGGGAUCUCAAGUGCCCUCAUUGCCACCAUAUGUAGAACUCUUCUUGACUGCAGAUUUUUAAAUGACAUGAUUAAAAAAACAAAAACAAAACAAAAAGGAAAAAAAAUAUACAAAUGCUCUUCAGAUAUACGAUCGGUGAACCAUUGCCUUGAGCAUGUACCAGACCUGCAUGGAAAA